AUGGCAAUGGCCGAUCCCGACGCUGACUUAGUGCUGUCAGCGUCUGCUGGCGUCUCUUCCAUCCCGCUGGUGCGAAUGCGCCAACAAGACGGCAUUCGGAUGCCCCAGGAUGACUGGACCGGCGUCACAAAUCGAGAAUCUCGGAGGAAGCUCCAAAAUCGGUUGAACCAAAGGGCCUAUCGUGCGAGGAAGACUAAUGGCGUUCGUAAAGCGCCAAAACAGCGGGACAGCUCUGUCUCAUUAAAAUCAGCCAUAGAUUCUCUAUCUCCAUCACUGCCGAACAUAAAAAAGGAGGCGGUUCAAGAAGAGACCGAUGAUGGACAGACGGCUACUUAUUGCCAUACCCCACCAGCAUAUCGUAUAGCGCAACGCCGUUUUGAAGCUACAGUCUACAAAAGUUACUUGCAAGGGUCGCCUCAAUUGGAACAUUUAAUCAAUUUGAGCCGCCUAAAUGUCCAUCGAGCGAUACAAGAUAAUAUUAUUGCUAUUGGAAUGACUCCAAGCUGGAUGUGCGAUGACGACUCGAUAUCGAUCUUCAACCUUGCAGUACCCGGCUUCUCCGAAGAUAACAUCCCGGCAAGCUUGCGUCCGACUUCUAUCCAGCGAAAAAUUCCGCAUCAUCCGUGGCUAGACUUUUUCCCAUUUCCACGUAUGCGUGACAAUCUAAUCAUAGCCGGUGAUACGUUUGACGAUGAAAAAUUGUGCCAUGAUUUAAAUGCUUUCUGGGAUUCGAGGAGCACGGCGACGAGCCUCUUAGUUUGGGGACAACCAUGGGAUCCAAUGAACUGGGAGAUCACCGAAUUUUUUAUUAGAAAGUGGGGAUGGUCGCUUAAAGGUUGUGCAGAACUUUUAGCGUCGACUAAUAGAUGGAGGAGGCGACGUGGAGAGGAGCCGCUAAUUUAUAGUCGCGUACUAGAAUUGGAUUGA
Messenger RNA from Talaromyces proteolyticus, 927 nucleotides. RefSeq lists its product as uncharacterized. NCBI's taxonomy places the organism in Eukaryota, Fungi, Ascomycota, Eurotiomycetes, Eurotiales, Trichocomaceae. Bases 1 to 927 code for a protein of 308 amino acids. The record is from RefSeq and is a predicted model, not a curated record. The transcript has 2 exons.